GGGGGCGGCCCCGCCGCGGGAGGCCCCGCCGCCGGCCCUUGGACCCGGGCUCCCCGCCGAGCCAUGGCGGCGCCCGGGCAGAACCUGGCCGUGGUGGUGCACCGAGCCGGGGACCUGCGCCUGGAAAACCGUCCAAUCCCGGAACCAGGUCCCAAUGAGGUCCUGCUGCGGAUGCACUCAGUUGGGAUCUGUGGCUCUGAUGUUCACUACUGGCAGCACGGCCGGAUCGGGGAUUUUGUCGUGAAGAGCCCCAUGGUAUUGGGGCAUGAAGCUUCUGGGACUGUGGUCAAAGUGGGAUCAGGAGUGUCUCAUCUGAAACCAGGUGAUCGAGUGGCCAUCGAGCCUGGUGUCCCAAGAGAAAUGGAUGAGUUCUGCAAGACCGGCCGUUACAACCUGUCUCCAACCAUCUUCUUCUGCGCGACACCUCCCGACGACGGGAACCUGUGCCGCUACUACAAGCACAGUGCCAGCUACUGCUACAAGCUUCCAGAUAAUGUCACCUUUGAAGAAGGAGCCCUGAUUGAGCCCCUUUCGGUGGGAAUCCACGCCUGCAAAAGAGCAGGAGUCACUCUGGGAAGCAAAGUCUUUGUGUCUGGCUCUGGACCAAUUGGCCUUGUUAAUGUGCUCGUUGCUAAGAUGAUGGGUGCAGCUGCUGUGGUAAUUGCUGAUUUAUCUGCCUCUCGCCUGCAGAAAGCCAAGGAGGUGGGGGCAGAUUUCACCAUUCAGGUGACGAAUGAGACCCCACAGGAGGUGGCUUCCAAAGUGGAAAGUCUGCUUGGCUGCAUGCCCGAGAUAACUGUGGAGUGCACAGGAGUGCAAGCCUGUAUCCAGGCUGGCAUUUAUGCCACUCGUUCUGGUGGGACCUUAGUGCUAGUGGGGCUGGGGCCUGAGAUGGUCACGGUGCCCAUCGUCAACGCUGCCGUGCGGGAGGUGGAUAUCCGGGGGAUAUUCCGCUACUGCAACACGUGGCCCGUGGCCAUUGCUCUCCUGGCAUCCAAGCGGAUCAACGUCAAGCCCUUGGUCACUCACCGCUUCCCCCUGGAAAAGGCUCUUGAGGCCUUCGAGACCACCAAGAGGGGCGAGGGGGUAAAAGUCAUGCUGAAGUGUGACCCCAAUGACCACAACCCCUGAGAUGCCACCGUGCCCGGCCCCUCUCCCCGUUCCAUCGCCUGCCUGAGGUGGGAAGCAUGAGGCCACAGGAGGCUGAUGUUUGGCUGUUGCACAUUUCCACAGUCACCUUGUGCAGGCUGCUUUCUAAUAGAGCUUGAGAAUCAAAUGCUAAUGAGGGUGAAUGACACCAGGGGACACACCACUAGAGUAUUAACAGGUACCUACAAAUGGAGAAGCAAUAGGGGAAUAGUUUGGAUCAAAACACUGCUGUUUGGUUAGAGAUGGUGGUUUGCACAGCUGGCUCUUCUCUGGCAGACCCCAUGCACCCAACAGCCUGUGCUGGGCAGAGCUGCCUGUGGAAUUUGUCCCUGUGGACAUGCUGGGGAUGGUGCCACCAGCGGCAUGGGUGAAGUGAGGACAGAGAUGCUGGCUCUCCACCUUUCUGCCCUAGCACUGCCCUGGAGCUGUGCUUGCCACAGCUCUUCCCACAGUGCAACCCCUAGGUGUGGGGUUAGCCUUCUGUGAGUGCUCCAUCUUCCAGUCACUCUGUCCCUUGAGGACACUCAGGGACUGUCACAGCCUGUGGAACAAAGCAUGGCCAGCCCACCUUUUGAGGGAAGCAUCUGCACAUUUGGGUCAUUCUCUCCAUGCUCUUUGCAAAUAGCAAACUGCAGGCCCAAAGCUCAGAGCCCAGGGAUUAUUUUGAAGCACCAGCUAGUCUGGAGGCCAGUUGGGACCAUAUCUGCUGGGUCUUACUCCAUCAGCAGCUCCUCAGGGGGCAGAGGGACCACUGCAGAGCAGGGUGCAGGGAAACUUGGGGCUGCAGGGAGUCCUGUCCUCAUGCAGCUCCCAAGGCGGGGCUGUGCUGGGGACACAGCUCACUUGGCACUUGGCAUGGAGAGGAGCACAGGUGGGAAGCGAGGGGACAUCACUCAAAGGUUUUAUCACUGUGGAUCAUAACAUUUCAGGGAUUUCUGAUUUUGUGAGCCAUGAACAAGGUACUAGUGAGGUAGCAGGUUGCAGAUAGCAAAAUUAAUCUUUGAUUACAGGCAUGUUAAUUUUAGUACUGGGAGAUAAGUCCCUUUCUCGGGCCGGUACUGAACUUCCCUCAAUAAAUGUGACCUACCUGA
Messenger RNA from Apus apus (common swift), 2240 nucleotides. It is a transcript of the gene SORD, whose product is annotated as sorbitol dehydrogenase. The coding region runs from base 64 to 1131 and encodes 355 amino acids. Lineage: Eukaryota; Metazoa; Chordata; Aves; Apodiformes; Apodidae. Gene Ontology annotation, molecular function: L-iditol 2-dehydrogenase (NAD+) activity; zinc ion binding. The transcript is spliced from 9 exons. The record is from RefSeq and is a predicted model, not a curated record. Gene Ontology annotation, biological process: D-sorbitol catabolic process.